Molecule: messenger RNA, 2811 nt
Organism: Lytechinus pictus (painted urchin)
Lineage: Eukaryota; Metazoa; Echinodermata; Echinoidea; Temnopleuroida; Toxopneustidae
Exons: 3
Molecular function (GO): protein binding
Source: RefSeq, a predicted model, not a curated record
CUUGCAGCCUCUACCGUGCCUAUUAUCAACUCCACCUCAUUAAGCCUAAACCUCACAGUACCCCGGGAACAUCUGUAUUCCAAGCAGGCCCUUUUGGUGUGGCGAUGGCAUCACCACAAAGCCCCACCUACGAUACAGGUCACGAACUAUUUCAUCACAUACCAGCAAGAAGGAAGCAACUCCAAGACGGUCAUUACGGUCGAUAGCGCCUUUACAUCGGAAACCUUAAGGACCUUGAAACCGAACGAGCCUUACAGGGCAUUCAUCAAGGCAGUUCUCAACAGCACAGAUGUUCCAUUUGUCGACAGCGCCCUCACGUAUUUCCAUACUCCAGAACAAAGAUUUAAACGGAGUGAUAUGGGUGUCACGGAAUUCAUCAUCCUGUUUCUAAUCUUUGCACUUUGGGGAUUGGCCAUGCUAAGAUUUUUCGGUACGUGGAACAAGAAAAUGAAUUUGAGAGUGACCAAAGACUCGAUAAGAACUCGGGACUCCUCGCCGACCCACCGCCACUUGGAAGCGUAUAGACUGUACAAAAAGCGACGUUCUGCUCAGCAGGCUAAACAGUCUCGAGAAAGGGAACAAGGUGAAGCGGGAAGUAGCGGUGGCGGUUUUGGAAGAAGCUGGCAGCGGUCGUCCACCAUGAAAAGCUUCCGGGCUCGUGCGUCAAACUUCUCCAAAAGGACUAGAUUUGGAUCGUCGAAAUCCUCGGCCCCGCCGUCCCCGCUACCGACCACACCGGAAUGUGAACCGCUUCGGGCGGAAGAACAGCUAACAGCGCCCCACCCUAUUCUACAGCUGCAGAAACCGCAUCAUGAACAACAUGAGCAUCGUCUUCACCACCAUCAACCGCAUCAACACACAAAAGACCAACCGGUCAAUGUGACUCCACCGCUGUCUCAACCGCACGCGGCGGCUGCAGCAGCCGCUGCGGUAGUAAUUGGUGUGCCUGUUCACGUGUCUUACGAAGCAGCCGGUGGUAGCGGUGAUGGGUCCCCAACGGCAACGGUUCGGCUGAGUCCUGACCGGAAUCCGCAUUCUGUUAUAUGAAACACUUGUGACGCCGCCUUAUGAAGGGAAACCUGGUUUAUUAAAGGGCCUCCUAACGAUGGCGAUGCUGAUCUGUUUCUGGGUGCUCGUCGUUCUCCUCUUCUGGAGGCAGUGGAAAAUAAUCCGCCAGCUCGAGCCAACACAGGCUAGCCGGAGGUUCCAAAUCGUCGACGACCACGAGGACGAAGCCGACACCAGCGGCCGCCGGAGCAGUGUAUUCGUACCCUACGAACCGCAUAACAUCGAGUCCAUACGCGUUGUGAAAAAGAUGAAAGACAGCGUCAUCAGCGGGGGAAGCCCGAAGCGCUCGUCUUUGAAACCGGCAUGGCCCGACAUCGAAGAAGAUGACGAGGAGGUCGAGGUCGAGUCUGAUGAUGGUGACGUGAAGUUAUCGACACGGAGUUGAUUGAUUUAUAGUGGGCUUCUAUAACUGAUAUGUAAACGGAGUCCACGAAGCUUGUCUUGAUUGUUUUUACUGAAUGUCUGUACUGAGAGACUGAUACGGAACAUGCCUGUCUGAAUUUCUACCAAUGUACAGCACCUUAGCUAAUACUCUAAUGUUAUGCAUCUCCUAUGGUGUAAUAGUUUUAAUUGGUGACUCUAAAGAUAUCAUGAGGUUCCCCCGCAAUAGCAACAAUUUUGUGGAAUAAGUGCCAAAUAUUUUAGACUAAAACAUUGCCUAUUCUAUUACGGUAACGAUUGGCGACCUUAGAAAUUUCAUGAGGAUCGCCUGACGUAGCAACAAUGUGAUCUGGUAUUGGGAACCAUAACCAAUUAUGUUAAAAUCUAUCUAUGAUGAUAAACAUUAAUUUUGCGACCAUGAAGGUAACGUAAGUGAUAGAGACAAUUUACCACAAUUUGUACUAUUUGGUUCGUAAACAUACAGAAAUACUUUCCAAAUAUAUAUUUUUUUCAGAAAAUUCUUCCAAUCGGAGUAUUUUUUAGGAGAAUAAAAUAAACUUGGUGUAAAAUCAAGGAAUAGAUGACAUCUCUACUUCGUCUUAAAACAGAAAAAAGAUAUGCUGAGUUGUGUUUUCAGGUUAAUGAUGAUGAUAACAAUGAAUUGUAUUAACAAAGCACUUUUAUCAAACGUUUCAAAUGGCUUCACAAUAAAAAAAAUGAUUUGAUAAAUACUAAUUUUAUAUGGCAAACCUGUGGAUUAAGGAAAAAUAACAAUAAUAUGGCAACUUAAAAACAGCAACAAAAUUAACUGCUAUCCAUAAUUAUGAACAUAUGCAUUUUCGGUACAAUUUUGAAGGAUGAGAGAGAAAUGAACUAAAGAAUAUUAUCAGUAUUUCUAUCAUGUAUACUGUAUAUUGUAACUUUGUGAGAUCGGCAACUUGCAGGUCCAACAUUUUCAGGAAGGCCUAUAGGAGACCCGAACCCUCGGCCCAGAUUGUGCCUGGUUUCUCUAAACCAAUGCCACUCAAGCCGGCGAAACUGAUUCCAGACUGACUAAAACUCUUUAGUUAAUUCCAAUGAUACUAGAAUAUCAUAGGUCGAUUUAGAAUCGGUUUUGUUGGUGUAUAUACUGUGGCAUUAUGGAUUUUUGACUGAGGUGUCCUGCUUUGCCGCUUUGUCGGGCAGGGCAUUACUCACAAUGCCCGGCAUUGUGAGUAAUCAGUCUGAGACGCCCUCAGAUGUCGGUCUUACAGCAUGAGAUCAGGCGCCGCACUAGGCCUACAUUGGAGCAGGGAUGAACGCAGUGAUGAAAAUAAUAGGAAGAGAAAAAAAGGAAACGGGGAAGGGAAAGAAGACAAAGAG